AUUCUGGUCAAAGUGGUGAACGUAAAUAACCAGCGGCCUCAACUGGUAAUCACUGCAGCUUCAGGUAGUCUGUUCCAUCCGACACCUUCAAAUCAUCCAAAGGGCAGCGAACCAAGCUUAUCUGAGUCCUGGCCGAGUCUUCGAGUUGACACAGUGGCCGGACGCGUGUGGAUCCGGGAGGACUGGCCGGUUGGGCAGAUUUUUCUGUGCGGACGAGCAUACGAUGCCGACGGGCCAGUCUCUGAAGCAAAGUUCUCCUUUAGGAUGCUCUUUGAUGACGAAGCAAUUGGGUAA
Molecule: messenger RNA, 294 nt
Organism: Protopolystoma xenopodis
Lineage: Eukaryota; Metazoa; Platyhelminthes; Monogenea; Polystomatidea; Polystomatidae
Source: the annotation of a GenBank genome assembly